Molecule: messenger RNA, 4968 nt
Organism: Hyaloscypha bicolor E
Lineage: Eukaryota; Fungi; Ascomycota; Leotiomycetes; Helotiales; Hyaloscyphaceae
Exons: 2
Coding region: 1-4968 (1655 amino acids)
Biological process (GO): regulation of actin cytoskeleton organization; regulation of GTPase activity
Cellular component (GO): cytoplasm
Molecular function (GO): GTPase activator activity; protein binding
Source: RefSeq, a predicted model, not a curated record
AUGUCGUACCGCCAUCCCCUUCGACAAACCCAAACAGCCGACUACUCUUCGAACAAAAGGCAGCCCUCCAACGCAUCUACAGUAUCCACGGCAUACUCGAAUUCGUCUGGCGCAUUCGAACUCAGCCGCACGAGCACACUCUCUUCAACAAACUCCAGCGCAUACGUUGGCCACAAACGAGGGCUCAGUGAAGCAACAGGGAUGUCUCCUUCUGCCUCUGAGAACAGGAGUUCGCGUGGAAGCCCCCAACCCAGCCCAGAAAGCCCUUACAAGAGUGUACGGCAAUCUCUACGGCCUCUUCCACAGCCGCCAAACCCUUCACCACCAAGCUACGAGAGAAUUGGUCAGCAUGCAAGAACUCAGAGUAUGGAUGUUGCCAAAACCACAUACGGAGAAUACGCUCCCACUGCAACCCCACGAACAUCUUCGAUUCGACCCAAUUCCAUGGUUCUCAGUCGAUCCGAUUCUGUCAAUCGUGGCCACAGCACACUUCGAAAUCAUCCCAUGCAACAUCAGCACAGCCCUUUGACCGCAGCUGAUCUGCCACAACUGCAAAAGUCUUCUACCAGCCAGUUGCGCACGCUAUCAAGAUUUGCUGAGAGCGCGUCUGCGGAAGAGUUUAAUAUUACAACACCGGGGCAAGAGGUAGUUGGUCUCCACGGACGCCGCAGGUUACAACGCAGCGACACAGUGCGGCCUGGCAAAAACACCGUUGCGUCGAACAAGGGCAGUGGAUACAGUUGGGAAGGUCGAAAUUGGAUGGACAAGCAAAGACAAUUCCUCCAGGCCUACGAAUACCUCUGUCACAUUGGUGAAGCCAAAGAAUGGAUUGAGGACAUCCUGCAACGAGAAAUCCCUCCGAUUAUUCAGCUCGAGGAAGCAUUACGAGAUGGCGUUACCCUGGCUGAGAUUGUUGACGCCUUAUAUCCUGAGCGGAGAAUACGUAUCUUUCGUCAUCCGAAGCUUCAAUACCGUCAUUCGGAUAACAUUGCGGCCUUCUUCCGAUUCCUCGCUGAAGUCGAACUCCCGGACCUCUUUCGAUUCGAGCUCAUUGAUCUGUAUGAGAAGAAGAACAUUCCUAAAGUCAUUUAUUGCAUCCAUGCCCUCAGUUGGCUAUUGUUCAGGAAAGGUAUCGUUGACUUCCGAAUCGGAAACCUGGUCGGACAAUUGGAAUUUGAACAUCACGAGUUGGAGGAAAUGCAGAAGGGCUUGGACAGAGCAGGAGUCAGUAUGCCAAGCUUUGGGAACAUGGGCGCAGAUUUUGGAGUAGAGCCUACCCCCGAACCAGAACCAGUCGAGAGUGAAGAGGACAGAAUCCAAAGAGAACUGGGUGAGAAUGAACUCGCCAUUAUUGACCUGCAAGCCCAGAUUCGUGGCGCGGCUGUUCGUAUGCGUCUCGGGGACACGAUGCAGCGGUUAUGGGACUCGGAACAAAUGAUUGUUGAGCUCCAGUCGAGGAUCAGAGGAGAUUUUUCACGCCAAAUUGCGGAAUACCGGCUCAACAUGCGAAGGUUUGCAGUCGAUCUCCAAAGUGGCAUCCGAGGAUUCUUGGUACGGCAGCGCCAAGCAAAUAGGGAAUCAUUCUGGAAGAGCAGAGAAGGAGACGUUUUAAAACUACAGAACCUGAUCAGGGCAAAGAGAGCCCGAGACGAGGUACGCAUGACGAGAUCUCAGUUGCGGCGUGGAGAGCAAGAGGUGGUAGAAGUACAGGCACAGAUUCGAGGUUUUCUUUCUCGAAAAUCACUGGAAGAACAAAAACGGGAGACCAAGACUUCUGCUGGGCCAGUCAAGGAGUUGCAAGCCGCGAUCAGAGGAAUGCUCCUCAGAAAGCUUGUCACUGAUGACCACGAAGAUCUUGGGCGCGAAGAGAAUUCGAUCAGGGCGAUACAGGCUUUCUCAAGAGCCUUGCUGACCAGAAACCAGGUUUCUCGGCAAAGAGAAGCACUUCAAGCAGCAUCACCGAUCUGGAGGGCGCUGCAAGCUGUGGCAAGGGGCCAGCUACUUCGAAAUUCAAUCCAUUACAACAAGCAAGAACUCAGAAGCCAUAAUCCACAGUUUGCAACCCUACAAGCGUGCAUCCGAGCUGCUGCUGUUCGUCAGGAGGUCGAGGCUACUUUAUCCGCGUUACAGAGGGAAGAGUCGUCUGUUUUAGAAAUCCAAAAUCAGAUUCGGGGAAUGCUACUUCGAAGAAAGGUAGCCGCCGAUUACGAAGCACUUGCGGCGCAAACCACGAAGAUCACCAAACUACAAGCACUUGGAAGAGGAAGUCUUCAGCGUCAAAGAACUGGCGCGCUUCUGGACGAACUUCAAUCACACAGUGCCGAGAUUAUCCAACUCCAGGCUCUUUCUCGUGCGGUUCUUCUUCGAAACGACAUUGGAAUGGUUUUAGCUGAACUCGAUGCCGAGGAAGAAUCGAUAAUUGCCAUUCAGGCUGCUGCCAAAGCAUGUUUGGUUCGUGCCAAAUUUGCAGAAAAGCAGCGCUUCUUCAAGCAGAACAUGGAAAAGGUUGUGAAGAUUCAAAGUUUCGUCCGAGGGCGGCUUCAAGGGGAGGCUUACAAGAGUCUGACAACCGGCAAAAAUCCCCCAGUCAACACAGUCAAGAACUUCGUUCACCUGCUGAAUGAUAGUGACUUUGACUUCAACGAAGAAAUCGAGUUCGAACGAAUGCGCAAAACAGUUGUUCAACAGGUUCGCCAAAAUGAGAUGGCUGAGCAAUACAUUGAUCAACUCGAUAUCAAAAUCGCACUGCUAGUCAAGAACAAGAUCACCCUUGACGAGGUUGUUAAGCAUCAGAAGAACUUUGGUGGACACUCAGGAAACCUUCUUGUCAACACUACAAUGGUUUCUGGCAAUCAGUUCGACCUGAAAGCUUUGAACAAGAAUUCGAGAAAGAAGCUUGAGUCUUACCAGCAACUCUUCUUCACCCUACAGACUCAACCUCAGUACUUGGCACGGCUUUUCAAACGAAUUCGAGAGCAAGGUACAGCUGAGAGGGACUGCAAGCGUAUAGAGACAUUGAUGAUGGGGCUGUUUGGUUAUGCACAAAAACGAAGAGAGGAGUACUAUCUUCUUAAACUGAUUGCUCGAUCGGCAAAGGAAGAGGUUGAUGGCUCAAAAUCCAUUCAGGAGUACCUGCGAGGAAAUUUCUUCUGGAGCAAGCUUCUGGCCAAUUACACCCGAUCUCCCAGGGACAGAAAAUAUUUGCGCGAGCUUCUGGGUCCUAUGAUCCACACCAAUAUCGUCGAAGAUCCGGCACUUGAUCUCGAGAGCGAUCCGAUGCAAAUAUACCGUUCAGCAAUCAACAACGAAGAGUUGCGGACAGGACGACCUAGUCAGCGACCACUUGAUAUCCCUCGGGAGGUUGCAAUCAAGGAUCCAGAGACCCGAGACAUGUUCAUCGAUCAUUUGCGAGAUCUUCGCGAGAUCUCAGAUCAAUUUCUUCUCGCCUUAGAAGCUCUCCUGCACAGAAUGCCAUAUGGAGUUCGCUAUAUUUGCCAGCAAAUAUUUGAAGCUCUUUGCCAGCACUUCCCCCGCGAACCACAACAGAAUCUGCUGCAAAUUGCUGGCAAUUGGUUGUGGAAAUUCUAUCUUCAGCCAGCAAUGACAGCUCCCGAAUCAAUGGGCGUGAUUGAGAAACAGUUAACGCCGCUCCAAAAGCGCAAUCUGGGUGAAGUCGCCAAAGUCCUCAGCCAGGUCGCCUUGGGCAGACUAUUCGGGGGCGAGAAUAUCUAUCUGCAACCACUCAACGCUUACAUCGGAGAUGCUAUUGAGAGAAUUAGCAUUACCUUCUCCAACAUCAUCUCUGUACCAGAUGCUGAAAGCACUUUCGAUAUUGACGAAUUCAACGAUCUUUAUGCCAGAACGAAGCCGACUCUGUACAUUAAAAUGGCCGAUGUCUUCUCAAUACAUAGCAUGAUCGCUGCUGACCUACCUCACAUAUGUCCCAACCGAGAUGAUAUGCUUCGAGAAAUCGUCCAAGAACUCGGCAGCGCUAAGAACAACGAGACAGAAAUGCUGGGAGUCACUUCGACGGAAAUCCAAAUGACCUUGCAUCCAAAACUUCACGACAUCGAGGACCCCGAAGCCGAAAUCAAGGCCCUCUUCAUGGAAACCAAGCGCUGUAUAUUAUAUAUUAUUCGGGUUCAAUCAGGACCAAACCUGAUGGACAUCCUCGUUCGGCCCAUUUCCAGGGAAGAUGAUAGGAAGUGGCACGCAUUGCUCCAAGAAGAAUUUGCAGAAGGCAGCAGGACCCGUGGAGCGUACUCGGAUGCAAACACAUUGGUUGAUAUCAAGUCAAUGUCUUAUAAGGAGCUGAAGAGGACAGCUCUGGAAAAUAUCAUGAGACUGGAGCAAUGGGGUCGGAUUUCGCGGCACAAUUUCUACCAAGAUAUCCUGAAUGCAAUCGCCUUGGACAUUCGGACAAAGAGUCGACGACGAGUGCAGAGACAACGAGAACUUGAAGGUGUUCGAUUGACGCUGGCGAAUUUGAAUGAGAAGGCAGAAUGGCUAGAGUCUCAGCGAAAGAGUUACGACAACUACAUUGAGCAAGCUAUGAUGACUUUGCAGAAGAAAGGCAAAAAACGAUUUCUGAUGCCCUUCUCCAAGCAAUACAACCACGAACGGGAGCUUGAAAGAUCAGGUAGAAAACCAAAGUUCGGAUCCUUCAAAUACUCAGUACGGACUUUGUCGGACAAAGGAGUACUCGUUUCGUGGAAAGGCUACACCGAUCGCGAAUGGGAUAAGAUCAAUCUUACCAUUUCUUGCGAUGAGGUCGGUGUAUUCUUCAUCGAAGGAAGCAAAGGAAGCAUUCAAAUCCCUGGUGCUAGUGCUCAAGUUCCCAUGGACUCGCUGCUGGCGGCACAGUUUGCCAAUCACCAGUACAUGGAUUUGUUUGAGGGGUGCAUGCGGCUGAAUGUUAAUUUAUUCUUGCAUUUGUUGUACAAGAAGUUCUAUCGCACGGAUGGAUGA